Messenger RNA from Knipowitschia caucasica, 1689 nucleotides. Lineage: Eukaryota; Metazoa; Chordata; Actinopteri; Gobiiformes; Gobiidae. The record is from the annotation of a GenBank genome assembly.
AUGGUCCAGAAGUGGAUCUUGGUCCAACGCUGUGUUCCAGAUGCUGCUCUCUCUCUCGGCUCUCUUUCCUCCCCUCUUUUCUCUCCCUCCUCCUCUCUGCUUCUCUCCCUCCCCUCUCCUCUAUCCGUCACCAUCUCUCGGUUCUCUUUCCUCCCCUAUUUCUCCUCUCUCACUCCCUCCCUCUCCCCCUUGCCUCUCCUCUCUCCCUCUCUCUCUUCUCCUCUCCCCCUCUUUCUCCCUCCCAUCUCCCCCCCCUCUCUCUGCCUCCCUCUCUCCCCUUUCCUCUCCUCUCUCCCCUCUCCCUCUCUUGCCUCUCCCCCUCCUCUCCUCUCCUCUCUCCCCCCUCUCCCUCUCUUGCCUCUCUCCCUCCCCUCUCCCUUUACAGCUCUCGCCUCUCUCCCUCUUCUCCUCUCCUCUCUCCCCCCUCUCCGCUCGCCCUCUCGCCUCUCUCUCCCCUCUCCCCCUCUCCCCUCUCCCUCACUUGUCUCUCUCUCCCCUCUCCCUCACUCGCCUCUCUUUCCUCUCUCCCUCUCGCCUCUCUCUCCCUCUCCCUCACUCGCCUCUCUUUCCUCUCUCCCUCUCGCCUCUCUCUCCCCUCUCCCUCACUCGUCUCUCUUUCCUCUCUCCCUCUCGCCUCUCUCUCCCCUCUCCCUCACUCGCCUCUCUUUCCUCUCUCCCUCUCGCCUCUCUUUCCUCUCUCCUCCCCCUCUCGCCUCUCUUUCCUCUCUCCCUCUCGCCUCUCUCUCCCCUCUCCCUCUCGCCUCUCUCUCACCUCUCCCUCACUCGUCUCUCUCUCCCCUCUCGCCUCUCUCUCCCCUCUCCCUCACUCGUCUCUCUCUCCCCUCUCCCUCUCGCCUCUCUCUCCCCUCUCCCUCACUCGUCUCUCUCUCCCCUCUCCCUCUCGCCUCUCUCUCCCCUCUCCCUCACUCGUCUCUCUCUCCUCUCUCCCUCCCCUCCCCUCUCCCUCCGUCUCAUCUCCCCCAUACCCUCUCCUCUCCCCUCCCCCUCUCGCCUCUCUUUCCUCUCUCCCUCUCGCCUCUCUCUCUCCCCUCUCCCUCACUCGUCUCUCUCUCCCCUCUCCCUCACUCGUCUCUCUCUCCCCUCUCCCUCUCGCCUCUCUCUCCCCUCUCCAUCACUCGUCUCUCUCUCCCCUCUCGCCUCUCUCUCCCCUCUCCCUCACUCGCCUCUCUUUCCUCUCUCCCUCUCGCCUCUCUUUCCUCUCUCCUCCCCCUCUCGUCUCUCUCUCCCCUCUCCCUCUUGCCUCUCUCUCCCCUCUCCCUCUCGCCUCUCUCUCCCCUCUCCCUCUCGCCUCUCUCUCCCCUCUCCCUCUCGCCUCUCUCUCCCCUCUCCCUCACUCGUCUCUCUCUCCUCUCUCCCUCCCCUUCCCUCUCCCCCUCUCGCCUCUCUUUCCUCUCUCGCCUCUCCCCCUCUCGCCUCUCUCCCCUUGGUUUCUCAUGUAUGAUAAAACACAGCGCUGCAUGUGGAGCAGGGACCUCCAGGCGGUUUCACUGGAGGAUUUUCAUUCAUCUUUUCUCCUCCUCCUCCUCCUCCUCCCCCGCUUCCUCCUCCUCCUCCUCCUCCCCCUCUUCCUCCUCCUCCUCCUCCUCCUCCCCCUCUUCCUCCUCCUCCUCUUCCUCCCUCUCGCUCGCAGUCUGUGUGCCCAGGCAUGUGGAGCCGGGAUUACAGUGA